Messenger RNA from Porites evermanni, 2550 nucleotides. The record is from the annotation of a GenBank genome assembly. Lineage: Eukaryota; Metazoa; Cnidaria; Anthozoa; Scleractinia; Poritidae.
AUGGCAUCAACUUCUGAGCUUGCUUGUGUGUACAGUGCUCUCAUUCUCCACGACGAUGGUGUUCCCGUCACGGUAGGUAGUAAAAUCCAAAAUGGCGGUUUUGCCUUGACAAGAAGUUAGGAGAUUAUUUAUUUACGUGGCUGUGAUGAUACUACACCUCUGACAUAUGAUCGUUAAGGGUGAUUCCACUUUAUAAUCUGAGCCACAACCGGCUGCUAAAUCAUAGAAAACUGCACUUUAGACACUUCACAUCAGUCAUAAUGUUCGUUUUGAUUUUUCGUUUCCACGUGUUGUUAUCUACCAAGACUUGUAAAAAUUAACUGGGUUUAUUUUUUUAUCAGGGCUUCAAGGGCAGAAAUUGAACAGGAGAAUGAUAGUCUAGGGAACAAUGCACGCCAAAAUAUGACUUUUUUCUUUUUCUCUGAGAGAUUUGUUACCCAAAAAUGUGGGUCUGCCUGUUGCCAACUUGAAAGUCAUAACUUUUAAGACGUGUAAUAUUGAGCACGUAAAAUUUCCGCUCAGGCCCAUACAUUUAUUAUGCAUGCUGCAAUUUCAUACUGUUCCACACAAAUAUUCAGUUCCUUCUGUAGGUACCUACGCACAGAUUACGUGCAACAAAAGUAACAAUAGAGUACCGAAGUGUGACGUCAUAGAAAAUGAAAUUUGUACAGGUAAUAGCAUGAUUUGUAGUGAUAUUUGGCAUAAAUACCACGAGUGAUAUUUCAAAACUGUUAUAUGAAAUUUCACGAGCUGUUAGGCGAGUGAAAUUUGAGACAAUUUUGAAAUAUCACAAGUGGUAUUUCUGCCAAAUAUCACUACGAAUCAUGCUAUUAUUUGUUUUUACUACUACCCGGGAAAGGUUUGUAAUUUUCACAUGUAGGUAUUUCAAAUUAAGCUGAAAUACCACUGCUCUAAACCAAUCAGAUUGUAGAAAUUUCUCAUGUAGUAGUAUAAGUGAAAUUAUGGGAUUUGUUAAGAUAUUCUGAAAGAAAAACGUCCAAGACGCCUACUCCCCAAAAAUUAGCAAUCUGGGGCAGAUUGUCUCUGAGAUAUUAGCCCAGUUAUGCUCUGAUGACUCCAUACAAAUCCUUCUAAAUCUUACCUGGUUCCUAAUCUUAUGAACCGAGCCAAAUUUAGAAGGAUUUGUAUGGAAUUGUCACAGCAUAACUGGGCUAAUAUCUCAGAGACAAUUUGCCCCGAAUUGAUAAUUUUUUGGUGAGUAGGCAUCUUGGACGUUGUUCUUUCAGAAUAUCUUAACAAAUCCCAUAAUUUCACAAAUUUCAUUUUUAUGACCUCAUCACUUCGGUACUCUAUACAACUAAAUAAUAAAGCCCCCAGGAGAACUCAUAUUGUUUGGUUCCUUUUGUUUCUUUUGUGAUAAUAGUACUUGCAGAAAGACACAAAUAUUCAAUUUGAGUGGAGUUGAAUCAUGUACACAUAGUAAAUUUAUGUAGCUAUGCCGAAAUCUUUCCCUUAAACAGGGUUGUCACUAAGAUUUCAAGUUACCGGGUAAAUACAACAAGUAGGCGGGGAAUCAAACAGCUACGGUUUUCUUUUGGUUCCAUUUGUCUUUGAGAGUAGCAGGGCGGUACAUUCAUAGUACCUGGUGACUUCCCCUGGCCCCUACCUCUUAAUGACAGCUGAGCUUAAAAUAAUAAUCCAAAAAAGACUGAAUUUAAAUUUUGCUAAGGUCAGGAAAGCUUUGGUUCCAUACGAGGCUGUGCUCUGGCAGCUCCCAGUGGCUCCUGGUGCCUAACUUUUACUCUCAGGACCCAGUUGUUUGAAAGCCAAUUAGUACUGACCCUGGAUUAAAUUUUAAUCUGGGUUUCUUAUUCUUCUGUUCAAAAUCAUUUUCUUGGAUAAUUUUCUCUAUUCUUUAUAGAGCUUCAGAUCAUUACAUUGCUGGCAAAAAGAAUUACACUGUGAACUGAAUUUACUUUUAAAGCUUUAAUAUCUGAAUUUAAACUUUGUACAAACCCUGGGUUACCUUAACUCUGCUUUGAACAACGUGGCCCUGGUGACUAGAAAAUCUUAUGCUUUCAUGAAAAUCAUAUGCAGAGCACCCUGGAUUUCACAGGUUCAGAGGACGGUGUUCCCUUCAGUUAAUCUUAGAGCACAGCCUUGCCAUGUUACAGAAUUCUUUACUAGGGAAGAUUCCACAAAAUGUUUGCAGUACUUUUUUUAAUAAAGUGUACUUGGUUUUGAUGCAAUUAGCAUUCAAUUGAACAAGGUUAAUUCUUUAAAAUUCAACAGGCCGAUAAAAUUGAAAAGCUAAUCAAGGCUGCCAAGGUUGAGGUUGAGCCUUUCUGGCCAGGCUUGUUUGCCAAAGCCCUUGAAGGGCACAAUCUGGACAGUCUUAUCCAGGCCGCUGGUUCUCCAGGUGCUGGUGGUGCUGCCCCUGCUGGAGGAGCUGCUCCUGCUGGUGGUGGUGAUGCUCCAGCAGCCAAGGAAGAGGAGAAGAAAGAAGAAAAGAAGGAGGAGGAGGAGGAAGAGUCUGAUGACGAUAUGGGAUUUGGUAAGUUAAGGAUAACAAGUUUGAAGGGCCGAUAA